Molecule: messenger RNA, 3795 nt
Organism: Cannabis sativa
Lineage: Eukaryota; Viridiplantae; Streptophyta; Magnoliopsida; Rosales; Cannabaceae
Exons: 2
Coding region: 1-3795 (1264 amino acids)
Molecular function (GO): nucleic acid binding; RNA-DNA hybrid ribonuclease activity
Source: RefSeq, a predicted model, not a curated record
AUGAUAUUCUUGUCUGAAACUCGAUUAACUAGUGCUCGAAUGGAACUUGUCCGCAUCCAAUUAGGCUUUACGGUGGAUGCUAAAGGCAAGAGUGGUGGUUUGGCGCUUCUUUGGUCAAAAGAUUACUCGGUUCAGAUCAAAUCCUAUACGGUUUCACAUAUAGAUGCCAUUGUUGAAAAUAAUCUGGGUUUUUCUUGGCGAUUUACUGGUUUUUAUGGCAGUCCGGAUCCGGGAGGACGAAUGGAAAGUCGAAAACUUUUGAAGCGUCUCAAAACCAUGUUUUCAGGUGCUUGGGUUUGUGGAGGAGAUUUUAAUGAGAUCAUUAAUCAUAACGAAAAGAGAGGAGGAGGUACUAAACCAGAUUACUUGAUGCGUAAUUUUCGUAUGGCCAUUUCUCAUUGUCUUCUAAAGGAAAUUCAAGCGAAUGGAGAUGGUUUUACUUGGUGCAAUGGUAGGACAGCCAACUUAAUCUUUGAAAAACUUGACAGAAUCCUUUGUAACUUGGCUUGGAACAAGAAUUUUAAGCAGAAUACAGUGUCUCUUUUAAACUGGUGGAAUUCGGAUCAUAGACCUUUGCUACUUCAGGCUCAACUCAAGGAUAAAGGCGAAGUUUUCAAAAAGAAAUGGGGGCACAGAUUUCAUUUUGAACAGGCCUGGGCGGAUAAUGAAGAGUGCCUCAAAAUUAUUAAGGAUAUUUGGAGACAAAAUGAUCACCAAAACCCAGUAUGUAAAUUGAAGCGGCUGCUUGCUGAUUGUGGACAGCAAUUAAAUCAGUGGAACCAAACUCAGAAGCCCACUUCAAGACGAAAGAAAAACACAAUAGAGGGUCUCUUUGAUGAUAAUCAACAAUGGAAAACAAAGGAGAAGGAUGUGGAGGAUAUUGCCAUUUCUUACUUUCAGCAACUGUUCACCAAGAAAAAUAAUGGUAUUGAUAUUGCUGAUGUUCUCAGAAGGUGUGUCCCAAACCGCUUAAGUUCAGCUGAAAAUGCUCUUUUAAUGGAGCCUUUUACAAGUGAAGAAGUGAAGAUGGCUAUGUUCCAAAUCCAUCCUCUAAAAGCGCCUGGAAAAGAUGGAUUACCGGGGCUUUUUUUCCAAAAAAAUUGGGAUGUAGUUGGAAAGGAAGUGACUCAAGCUUGUCUAGAUGUGCUCAAUAAUAAUGCCGACUGCCACCAGAUCAAUGAAACACUAAUUUGCUUAAUACCAAAGGUCAAACAGCCAACAAAGAUGUCCGAAUUUCGCCCCAUUAGCCUCUGCAAUGUGAUAUACAAGGUGAUUUCUAAAUGUCUAGCUAAUAGAAUGAAACAAAGUUUAAAUUCGGUAAUUUUGGACAAUCAAAGUGCCUUCAUUGGAGGAAGAAUCAUUCAAGACAAUGCGAUUAUUGGUUUUGAAAGUCUCCAUUGUAUGAAGAAAAGUCGUUUUGGUAAUGGAAAAAAGAUGGCAGUCAAGUUGGAUAUGUCCAAAGCUUACGAUAGGGUCGAAUGGAACUUCAUAGAAGCAAUGAUGGGUCAUUUGGGAUACGAUUCUCAAUGGAUUUCAAAAAUUAUGAACUGCGUAAAGUCAGUUUCAUUCUCCAUUCUCAUUAAUGGAUCCAUCAAAGGUUCCUUCCUUCCAGAACGCGGAUUGAGACAAGGUGACCCCCUAUCUCCUUUCCUUUUUCUUUUAUGUUCUGAAGGGCUUUCUUGUUUAAUUUUUGAAGCCGAAAGAGCUGGUCGAAUACAUCGGAUGCGAUUUGGUACUAUGGAACAACGAUUGUCUCACCUCUUAUUUACAGAUGACAGCCUUAUCUUUCUGGAUGCAAAUUUAGAAGACAGUAAUGCCUUAAAAGAGGUGCUUGGCAACUAUGAAAAGAUGUCCGGACAAUGCAUAAACUUUGAAAAAAUCGAGAUGUGUGUGGGUUGCAAAGUUAGUGAUUCUGUGGCAACUAGCUUAGCCUCAAACUUGGGUGUUACUUUGGUCAAGCAUCAUACAAAGUACUUGGGUAUGCCGACAUUUGUUGGAAAAAAUAAGAAACAAGUUUUUGGCAAGAUCAGAGGAAAAAUUGAAGCAAAGCUCCAAGGUUGGAAGAUGGGGUUAUUUUCUCAAGCUGGGAAAGAGAUCCUAAUUAAAGCAGUCAUUCAAGCCCUUCCUUGCUAUGUCAUGAGCUGCUUUCGAAUUACUAAAGGAAUUCUCCAUGAAAUUGAAGGGUUAAUAGCUCAAUUUUGGUGGGGAUCAACAAAGAACAAACACAAGCGGCAUUGGGGUAACUGGAAAAAACUUUGCAACUUAAAAGAGCAUGGGGGAAUGGGAUUCCGUGAUUUGGAGGACUUUAAUCAAUCACUUCUAGCUAAACAAGGCUGGAAACUCAUACAGAAUCUGGACUGCUUGCUUGCAAAAGUAUUAAAAACUCUCUAUUUCCCGUCUGAAAGUUUUUUUGAAGCUAAACAAGGCCAUUAUGGGUCUACGGUUUGGAGAGGCAUCCUUUGGGGAAGAGAACUUUUACGAAAGGGUACUAGGUGGUGUGUUGGCAAUGGAAGUAAGAUUCGAAUCAAUGAAGAUCAAUGGCUCCCUAGAAUCCAACCGUUUACUCUUCGGAGCAAGGUUCAAAUCCCAGCUGAGGUAACGAUUAAUUCCUUACUGCAACCAGAUGGAAAUUGGAAAGAAAAUGAAGUUAGAAGCUGGUUCCAUAAUGAUGAUAUACCCUGGGUGCUUGGCAUUAAACCUGCUAUAAAUCAGUCGGAUUGGAUUACAUGGAGUCCAUCCCCUAAUGGUGUCUACUCGGUUGCAAGUGGAUACAGACUUCGCUUCCAAAAUCCGAAUGUAGCAGAAUGUUCUAACAAAUCACAAAUUAAAUAUUGGUGGAAAUUCAUUUGGGGUUCUCAUCUCACUCCGAAAAUAAAGAAUUUCAUAUGGCGGGUGUUUAAUCAUUGGAUUCCCACAAAAUUAGAGCUUGCAAAGCGAGGUAUGGUUAUUGAUACUCACUGUGAACUGUGCACUUUCCAGAAUGAAAACAUAUGUCAUGCUCUAUGGCACUGCCCGAAGGUCCAAAACGUCUGGAAGUUGUUUGGUUUCCCCAAACUCAUACCACUGAAUCUCACAAAAGUUGCUGAUGUGCUUUGGUGGGUGCAUGAACACCUUCCUAAUGAGGAAUUUUUCAAGUUCAUGGGAUUGACUUGGUUGGUUUGGCAAAGAAGGAAUAACUUUGUCUUCCAACACAAAAUUCUAGAUGAAAAUAUUUGGACAUCUUGGGCUAUUGAUCUCAUCUCUACUCACUUGGAGCCGCACCAAAAAACCAGUAAAAAUCCUGCUAUGAAACUAAAUUUUGCUUGGAUUCCUCCUCCACAGAACUACUUCCUCAUCAAUACAGAUGCAUCUUUAAUUGCUAGACAACAAGGUUGUGGUCUUAGUGCUGUGAUAAGAGACCCGAAGGGUGGUUUAGUGGUUGCUGCAACUUCCUUCAUACCUGGCUGCCUAUCGGUUCUGCUUGCUGAAGCUAAUGCCGUCCACUUAGGCAUUCAGCUAGCUAUCAGAUGGUCAAUUACAAAUGCUCAAGUUGGAUCCGACAGCCAUUCUCUCAUAAAAGCUUUAAAUUCAGAUACUUCUUACCCCACGGAUUGGAGGCAACUGGUGCAAGACAUCAAGCUUUUGAGAAACAAAUUUCAGACUUUACUAUUUUUAUUUUUUACUAGAAGUUGUAAUAGAGUUGCUAAUAGUUUAGCUAAGUGGAGUCGUUUGACUCAAAAGUCUGAGAUGUGGACUGAUUUGUUACCAAAUUGUGCUGCUGCUUUUUUAAUAGCAGAUGUGCCUAGUGUCGCUUAA